UCGCGAUGCUGGUGGACAUCGGCCAGUGGUCCAGGCCCUUGAGCCUGCAGGAAGUGGAAGAGCGGCCGCAGCACCCGCUGCAGGUCAAGUACACCGGGGUGGAAGUUGACGAGCUGGGCAAAGUGCUGACACCCACCCAGGUUAAGAACCGGCCCACCAGUAUUGCAUGGGAUGGCCUUAAUGCAAGUAAACUCUAUACCUUGGUCUUGACAGACCCGGAUGCUCCGAGCCGAAAGGACCCCAAAUAUAGGGAAUGGCACCACUUCCUGGUGGUCAACAUGAAGGGCAAUGACAUCGGCAGUGGUACAGUUCUCUCCGACUAUGUGGGCUCUGGGCCUCCUAAGGGCACAGGCCUCCACCGCUACGUCUGGCUGGUUUACGAGCAGGACCCGCCGCUGAAGUGUGAAGAGCCUGUUCUCAGCAACCGGUCUGGAGACCACUGUGGCAUAAUAGGUUGA
This is a messenger RNA of Phyllostomus hastatus (greater spear-nosed bat), 458 nucleotides long. Its product is annotated as phosphatidylethanolamine-binding protein 1-like. Bases 6 to 458 code for a protein of 150 amino acids. Lineage: Eukaryota; Metazoa; Chordata; Mammalia; Chiroptera; Phyllostomidae. The transcript has a single exon. Gene Ontology annotation, biological process: negative regulation of MAPK cascade. The record is from RefSeq and is a predicted model, not a curated record.